This is a messenger RNA of Rubroshorea leprosula, 1491 nucleotides long. Lineage: Eukaryota; Viridiplantae; Streptophyta; Magnoliopsida; Malvales; Dipterocarpaceae. The record is from the annotation of a GenBank genome assembly.
AAAUCAAUUGAAAGGUGAUCAAGCUCUCAAUACAUUAAGUUCAAUAAUAUAAACUCAUCAUGCAAAUAACCAAUAAAUCUUGAAUUAAACUAACAAAAACAGUCACAUACUUCAAAAAUUAAAAUCCACCCAUCCCUAGUUCAAAGAAAUCUAGCCACACAUGUUUAUGUUCUCAACAGCCAUAAAAAAUAAAUCCCAGCAGAAAAUCAUAGUAAAAAAUCAGAAACAACAAAAACACAAACAAUGGAGAAUUGCAGUUUGCCGAAUGGUGCGCUGUUGUCUGGAAGCAAGGCUGGUGGAGAAGAAGCAAGACUGGAUGGUGUCGAACAGAGGCUGGGCGGUGUUGAACAGAUUUCAGGGUCCUCUUGUGCAGAUUGGAUUCAGGUCCCUCCAAUUAGGUUGGGCGGCGGCUUUUCCUCCAAUGUGCAAAGCAAUCUCGUGCGGCUGUCCUCUUCUGCUGCUGGUGAACAACAGAUGCAGAUGGCUGGGAUUUUGGGCGGCUGGUGCCCGGCGGUCAACAACAAGCAUGACCACCCUCUGAUGGUGCAAGUGCAACAAGAAUUGUCUGGUGCUUGUCAGUGGUAUCACACCUUGUUGUAUCGGAGGUUGUGGAUGUGGCUAACGUCCCCCUUCCAUGGAGACAACUCCAUCUCUUUCUAUCACAUAUUCAUUGUUGUGGCGAAAUUUGACUUAAUAAAACAAGCCCAUGAAUCCAAGCUCAUGGGAUCUACUCAGGAUCAACUAGGGGGUAAUGGAUUGGCAAGCAUGGAUGGAUGGACAUUGCCCAUUUGGCGAAGCAUGGCACUCGUGCCAACAAAGCUUGGCACUAGCGAUGUUGCUCGACUUCGCCAGAAAGGUUUGGGUGGCAAAGACGUGGAAGUGGAUUUGAUUCCCAAAAAAGUACCCUUUGAUGGGGAUAGAGCAGAAGAACAGAUACCUGGGGGACUUCCAACUUUCUUCCUCACGAUCGGCUGGCAUUUUUUUUCUUCUUUCUUCUUCCAACUCGCGUGUUCUGCUCUUCUUUUCUUCCCCUUGCACCGAACAAAGCCCCCAAGCUGCCAGCAGCCCUCCCUUGAAGAAAAACCGAAAAUUCCAGAUCUGCUGUUGCCUUCUCCUUCCUUUUGCCGCUGGUUGCUGCUGUGGGUGGUGGGUUCGGUUUUCUGCCGUGAGUCCUCUGCAGAAAUUACCGCCGGCUCUUCCCCAAACUGCAGUCUGGUUGUGCUAGGAAAAUUCUGGUUCUUGAUCAUUGGUUGCCCUAGCACUUGGAUUGAGUCCUUGGUUUAUGGAGUGAAUUUUCUAUGUUAUGUAAUUUGAGGUAAGUAAAUUAUGGUAACGCCCUCCGAUUUUAAAGCACAUUUUAGUUUGUUUUUGAAGUGGUAGCGGGACUAAACUCAUUUUAUAUAAAAGUAAGUAUGACUGAUUUGAAGUGAAAUUUCUAUGCUUUUCAUUAAAUUGAGCAUGAUUGAUUUGAAAUAAGAUUAUUAUUCUUUU